AAUUCCGAAAAAAAAAAAAAUGAGCUAAAGGUUCCGCAAAUAACUCUUGCUUUUUCCAGCUCAUUUCCACCUGCCCGCCGCCGGCUAUGAGACUCUCCGGCGACUCACUCACUGCCGCCGCUCCUCAAAUUCUUCUUCCAAAGUCUGCAUUUUCGAUCCAACGGCGUUUUCAGCCUCACGGCGAGUCUGUCACCGCCGAGGCGGCGGCGAUUCUGUCUCAGAGUCUCGCGCACAUCGGAAAAUUCGGGUGCCAAUACGGCGCGUCGUCACAAUAUGCUUCUCAAUUCGGAGAUUUGGCGCCGGAGGCGCAGCGUGGAAUUGAAUCGUUGAGUUUUGAAGUGCGAAGCCCUUCUUCUCCACCUAGUUUGAUUCCGCGCCCUACAUUGAGCUUGAGCGACCAAGCUUUUUUGCUCCUUGCCUCCAUCGGUUGCACGGAGUAACUGCAUCGAUUAGUGGAUUUUCCCUGAUUUCGGGUUCGGGUCACCGAAAAUUUCGGUACGGGUAUUCGAAUCCGAACCGACACCCAUUGUCGGUGGCGGUGGGUGGUCAGUGACAAAAAUGCUUACGUGCAAACACUCUUUCAAGUUUAAUUAUAUAUAUGCGUUGUAUCUUUCACACUAUUUUUACCAUAACCAAUUACAAGAGUGUCGGCAACCCCUUUCUCUCUCUCCAAAAUAUUUGUACCUGUCAUUGACGAAACGAAUGUGAUACUGAUUCCAGUGAGCAAUAGUGGUUAGAAACACUUUAAUAAAGUCCAGUUGUAAGCGCUCUUAUUGGACAAGAUUUGCCAGCCACCAUUUCUCUCCCUCUCUCUCUCUCUCUCUCUCUCUCUCUCUCUUCCACUUCAGUUGCAGAUCUUCAUAGCAAGAAGAAUCUGCAACUAUGGCAUUCUGCUUCAAAUUCACAGCUCCCACCAUUUUGCUGCUGUUCUUGCUCUCUUGCUUCUCCUUUCCUUCAACAGAAGCGUAUGAUGCUCUUGAUCCGAAUGGAAAUAUCACAAUAAAAUGGGACGUUAUCACUUGGACACCCGAUGGCUAUGUGGCUGUUGUAACAAUGUUCAACUUCCAACAAUAUCGUCACAUCCAAGCACCGGGUUGGACUUUGGGGUGGACAUGGGCGAAGAAGGAGGUGAUAUGGAGCAUGAUGGGAGGCCAAACUACAGAGCAAGGGGAUUGCUCAAAGUAUAAAGGGAAUACCCCCCAUUGCUGCAAGAAAGAUCCAACAGUCGUGGACCUAUUGCCCGGAACUCCCUAUAACCAACAGAUUGCAAACUGUUGCAAAGGAGGGGUGAUUGGUUCAUGGGGGCAAGAUCCGACUAAUGCUGCGAGCUCGUUCCAAGUCAGUGUUGGCGCUGCUGGGACCACCAACAAGACUGUGAGGAUGCCCAGGAACUUCACCUUGAGAGCACCGGGUCCUGGAUACACCUGCGGACCUGCCAAAAUCGUGAAGCCUACCAAAUAUGUUUCUUCGGAUGGGAGGCGAGUCACUCAGGCAAUGAUGACAUGGAAUAUUACAUGUACAUAUUCACAGUUUCUGGCUCAAAAAACUCCCUCUUGCUGCAUGUCACUCUCGUCCUUCUACAAUGACACGAUUGUUCCUUGCCCGACGUGUACCUGUGGAUGCCAAAACAAUGCUACAGAUCCAGGAAGCUGUGUCAAUCCGGACUCACCAUACCUCGCUUCAGUCGUUUCACAACAAGAGAAGAGCAACAAGUACGCGCCUCUAGUCCAAUGCACGAGCCACAUGUGCCCCAUUCGUGUCCACUGGCACGUGAAGCAGAACUACAAGGACUAUUGGAGGGUUAAGGUCACCAUAACAAACUUCAACUACAGGAUGAAUUACACCCUGUGGAACUUAGUCAUCCAACACCCCAACUUCGAUAACCUGACGCAGAUAUUCAGCUUCAACUACAAGCCUCUCAAUCCCUACCAAGAUAUAAAUGAUACUGCCAUGCUAUGGGGAGUCAAGUACUACAACGAUCUGCUCAUGGAAGCCGGCCCUCUAGGAAACGCGCAGUCAGAGUUCCUAUUCCGCAAGGACAAGUCCACCUUCACUUUCGAGAAGGGCUGGGCCUUCCCUAGACGGAUUUACUUCAAUGGUGACAACUGCGUCAUGCCACCUCCCGAUGAAUAUCCGUAUCUACCAAGUGCCACCACCCGCCAGAAUGUCUCCUUCCUUCAGCUGCUCAUCGCUCUAUUGGCCGUCGUUUUCGCAUGUUUUUAACAGAGAUUUGGCAUCGUUGAGGAGGAGGAUUCGACGUUCUUGGCAUUUCUAUGCGCUACGAGAUAUAUCAGAGUCUCAGACUUGAGAUUAUACAGCAGCAGUGAACUCUGGUGCACAAACUGGUGCAGGGCAUGAAAAAUGGUUCCAGUUCAUUCUUCAAUUGUGGCUCGUGUUUUUUACAUGGCAUGCAUUUUAGAUCUUGCAAUUGUUGAUACUAUUUAUGUAUAGAAUUGUGAUGAGAAUAACAACAUUUUGGUAGAUACAAGUGAUGUUUGAUUGUUGAAAUAGUGUUGAGUGUAAGAGUUUCAUAAAUAUAGAGAGACAAUUUUUACAUA
Molecule: messenger RNA, 2558 nt
Organism: Salvia miltiorrhiza (redroot sage)
Lineage: Eukaryota; Viridiplantae; Streptophyta; Magnoliopsida; Lamiales; Lamiaceae
Product: protein COBRA-like
Exons: 7
Coding region: 883-2223 (446 amino acids)
Biological process (GO): plant-type cell wall cellulose biosynthetic process; cellulose microfibril organization
Cellular component (GO): plasma membrane
Source: RefSeq, a predicted model, not a curated record